This is a messenger RNA of Meriones unguiculatus (Mongolian gerbil), 2012 nucleotides long. RefSeq names its product tRNA (cytidine(32)/guanosine(34)-2'-O)-methyltransferase. Gene Ontology annotation, cellular component: cytoplasm. NCBI's taxonomy places the organism in Eukaryota, Metazoa, Chordata, Mammalia, Rodentia, Muridae. Gene Ontology annotation, molecular function: tRNA methyltransferase activity. The coding region runs from base 454 to 1443 and encodes 329 amino acids. Gene Ontology annotation, biological process: tRNA methylation; cytoplasmic translation. The transcript is spliced from 2 exons. The record is from RefSeq and is a predicted model, not a curated record.
CCCGAGGCCCCGCCCCGCCCCGCGCCUGCUCUCCCGGAAGCCCCGGCGGAGCGUGUGCAUGGCGCUCGAGGGCGGCCCGUCGCAGGCUGUCUCCACGGCGGCCGCGCUCUUCACCUGGCAUUUAAAUGGCUCCACCACUCACCUUCAAAAGAAACAUCUUGGGAAGAGAAUCUUGAAGAGAUAAGAAUUUCUGAAGCGGUCUGCUCUGGUCUGGACUCCUUGGAACUUAAGUGUUUUACAGUGCAAAGUUCACCACGUGGCGACAACCUGUGGGCACGCGGGACAGGCCAUCGGGUCGAACACCAGCUGGAGCUCUGCCGUUUCUCAGCAGUCUGCACGGUCUUCUCGAGGCUGGUGAUCAGCUCCUUCCGUAUUCACAAGCCGAGGUAGCUGGCACCCACUCCCCGGCUUACCCUUACGGGGCACACCAGCGCACUGCCUGCCAGCAGCGAGAUGGGGCGGACCUCAAAGGAUAAACGAGACGUCUACUACCGCCUGGCCAAGGAGAACGGCUGGCGGGCCCGGAGUGCCUUCAAGCUCCUUCAGCUGGAUGAGGAGUUCCAGCUCUUCCGAGGUGUGCAGCGAGCUGUUGACCUGUGUGCAGCCCCCGGCAGCUGGAGCCAGGUGCUGAGCCAGAAGAUUGGCAGCCAGGGUUCUAGUCAGGUGGUGGCUGUGGACCUGCAGGCCAUGGCUCCACUCCCAGGAGUGACCCAGAUCCAGGGGGACAUCACUCAGCUUUCUACCGCCAAGGAGAUCAUUCGGCACUUCGAGGGCUGCCCUGCCGACCUGGUAGUGUGUGAUGGCGCUCCUGACGUCACUGGCCUCCACGAUGUCGAUGAGUACAUGCAGGCCCAGCUUCUGCUGGCUGCUCUCAACAUUGCUACGCAUGUCUUGAAGCUGGGCGGCUGCUUUGUAGCCAAGAUUUUCCGAGGCCGCGACGUGACCCUGCUUUACAGCCAGCUUCGCAUCUUCUUCUCCAGUGUGCUCUGUGCCAAGCCCAAGAGCAGCCGCAACUCCAGCAUCGAGGCCUUUGCUGUCUGUCAGGGCUAUGACCCUCCUGAGGGCUUCCUCCCAGACCUGACCAGACCCCUGCUGGACCACGCCUACAACUCAGAUUUCAACCAGCUAGAUGGUCCCAGCCGCGUUAUUGUGCCCUUUGUGACCUGUGGCGACCUCAGCGCCUACGAUUCGGACCGCAGUUACCCUCUGGAUCUAGAAGAUGGCUCCGAGUACAAGUAUACUCCGCCCACACAGCCCCCCAUCGCACCCCCAUACCAGGAGGCCUGCAGGUUGAAGAAGCAUGGACAGCUGGCCAAGGAGCUCCUCCCCCAGGAAUGCUGCAGCAGCAGAGUAGACCAGUUGCCCCAGCCUCUGGCCAUCUCUCAGUGCCAUACCCCGCUGGCCCCCGAGGUAGAAGACAAUGAAAGGAAUUGCUCGCCCUAACAGGUGAAGGGUUUUCAGUAACAGCCACACUAGAACAGCUUAGAAGCCGCUGCCCUCCUGGAAAACCAGAAGCUGGCGUUCGUUGCAGAUAUCAUCUAUGGAGCCUGAGAAGAUAAGCCUGGAGUGGGAGUUUGCAACAACUCAAAGUAAAGAAGUGUGGAGCUGCAGGAGGGAUGCCUCUUCCCUGAACCUCUGCUGGUGCACCCUGAACAGUCCAGGAGUUCCCGCCAAAGCAGGGUUUUACCAUGGGUUAAACAGCAGGGCUCCACCAACACCAGCUUGAUGGAGGAAAGUGGUACAUCUUCACAGUAACUCAAGUUUUGCUUCAUUCCCAGCUACAAAUAUUGACAAUAAACCAAAAUAGUAAAAGCCCUCCCACCAAAAAAAGAAUUUUUGAAUUAUUAAGAAGAUUCUCCUUGUGGAUUCACUAUUCCUUCUGUGUAACUGAACUGACAAACUGAAACCCUUGAACAUACUGGGCAUUAGGCGCCUUACACUGUCUGUCCUCUAUUGUGUUUGUACCUUUGAUGGCAGAGAUGUCACUAUUUCAUUAAAUGGAUAUUGCCCUA